UACCUCCACUUUAACACUAUCCAGUGAAUGGAUCUACAUGCUUGAAUGAACUGCAACAUUUCAGAAGAACUGGAUUUUCAAUUCGGAUGGGCUCUGGGCCUGUGCUUUGACCAUGAAAUGGAAUGCGACUGUGUAGCUGGACACAGCUAGUGGAGGCUAGCUGGCUAAACCGACUAGCAUUAGCUAGCAUAUCUGGGAGAUGUCCGUCCUGGAGUACAAUGGUUGAGUAUCGACUGUCUCUAUAACUAAGCACCAUAUUGUGGAUUUUAUGUGACGGAAUUUGCUAGCACUAAUUUUCAUUAAUAAUAGUCUGGUGUAACUCACUUUAUCUGGAACCUCGAUCGUGCUAGCUUUUAAAUGCUAAUGUUAAGCUCGUGAUUUAGCUAGCUAGCUGGCUGGCUGUCUAAUUGUGAAAUAGCUGUAGCGUUAGCUGACUAGCCUGUUACACAGCUAGCCCAAUGUUUUGUUUCACGACACAACAAGGGACAUAGCUUAGGUAAAGUACAUAAUAUUAACAUUAUUCCCAACGUGGCUAUAGCGUUUAUUUCGUAGAUAAAUGCCUAAUUCAGACGUGCUUCGCGAGGGUCGGGGACGGAGCCCCUCUGCACAGAGAAAUGCUAACAGGCAGGAUAGGCGUAGUAAACCAGGGAGCGGUGCUGCUCAGCGAGAGAGACACCGUGAGAAGAGGCGGUCAUCGGCUUCUAGGAGAAAGAAACGCAGGCAGGCCAAGGAAAGAGACUUGUGGCAUAGUGGUACAGCGGAAGACCAUGACAAUGAUCGAAAAAGCACUUUUGAAAAAGAGGUUGAACUUCGGACAUUGGUAGAGUAUGACGACGUGAGCUCCCAGUCAGAGCGAUUUUCUGGGAGCCCCUCUCCUAAACUUGACCCCCAUGCUGACCGUCUCUCAGUAGACCGACUCAGUGAUGUUGAGUUUGGUGACUAUAAUGGACCAGCAUCCCCAGACAGAAGUCAGCCGAGAGACCGGGAGGCAGUGUGCCUCAGCAAAGACGAACAAACAAGAGGACCAUCUGAAAGGAGCAAGCAAGAGAAGGAGCUCGGGAAGAAAAAAGACCGCCAGAGUCGUGAGAGAGACUCCUCAAAAGCUCGGAGUGGAGGAAGCCUGAGUGGCUCUAAAAAUCACAGAGACACUACAAGGAGCAAUGACAGAAAUGGUAAGAGAACAUCUACAUCUCAGCCCUCACAAUCUGCAGAUAAAAGGGAUUCAAAAAGCCACAGAAGUAAAACAAGAUCCGACAAAGAGCCCCCAUCUGCAUACAGAGAUGCUCCACAAUCGUACAGAGAUGACCGUGAAGACCUCAGGGCAUACAGGAGAAGUCCUGGUUUCAAAGCAGAAAGUCCCUAUGGGACAUCAUACUCAUAUAGCUACCAAUCUCCUGGUGGUUAUAACCAGCUGAUUUCUAGAAGAAGUCCAACUUAUGGGAGCAAAAGACUCUCUCCCAGUUCCACAUAUUACAGCCGGGAUGUAGAUGUGUAUGGGGCCUAUGGCAUGCCAAAGUCACCCAGUUCAUACUCCAGCAACAAAAGGAAGCGAUCCCCUGUGAGCCCAGCGAACUGGCGGAGGUCACCUAGUUAUGGCCGACACAGUCCGUAUGAACAAGGAGAGUUUGGUUCAAGUCCUUAUGGAAACCGCAGGAGAUCACGAAGUCCAUACAGGAAGUCCCUGAGCCCAAGUCCAGAUGUCAGGCGAUCUGCUAGAUCACGUAGCAGAAGUCCAUAUUCAUCUUCAAGGCAUUCACGUUCUCGCAGUCGUCACCGCCACUCUCGCUCCCGCAGUCGCCCCUCUAGCCUCUCGCCAAGCACGCUCACCUUCAAAACCAGUCUUGCUGCUGAACUCAGUAAGCAGAAAAAGGUGAAAGCUGCUGAAGCCGCUGCCAAAGCCAAGAACUCCAGCAACACAUCUACUCCAACCAAGGGUUCCUCAUCUGCUCACCAACCGAGUCCCAAGUCUAACCACACAUCCAGGAAGGGCCGCCCUCCUUCUCCACCUCAGCCAGAGAAAGGUCCCAGAACUCCAACGUCCAGCCAGCCCCAGUCUCCCUCUGACAGGUCAUCCAAGAGGACCACCGAGCACCAGACCAGCAGGGACAGAGACGGGAAGGGGAAGGAUGACUCUGUGCAUCGGGACAAGAGGAAAGCACCAGCAUCUGGACAGAGCAAAGACAAGGAACGAGCCACUGGUCCUGUCGUCUCUACUCUGCCAUCCAUAUCAUUGCCCCAAACGGUUCUUGAGCACAUGAAUAAAGGAGAAGGCUUGAAGGACAGCUCGCUCUCAGGGAAGAAGAAGUCAGAGAGAAAGGCCCGUCAGCUUCUGAGCGACUUGCCCCUCCCCCCUGAACUUCCUGGUGGCACAUCCUCCCCACACAGCCCACCUGAGGACAAAAAGUCCCAAACAGUUCGCCGAAGACCUAAAAUUUGUGGCCCAAGAUACGGUGAGAUUAAGGAAACGGAGAUUGAUUGGGGCAAACGCUGCGUGGACAAGUUUGAGAUCAUUGGAAUCACAGGGGAAGGCACCUAUGGGCAGGUGUACAAAGCUAAAGACAAAGACACUGCUGAAAUGGUGGCUUUGAAGAAGGUUCGACUGGACAAUGAAAAGGAGGGCUUCCCCAUCACAGCCAUCAGAGAGAUUAAAAUUUUGCGACAACUCAACCACAAGAGCAUCAUAAACAUGAAGGAGAUUGUCACGGACAAGGAGGAUGCUCUGGAUUUUAAAAAUGAUAAAGGUGCUUUCUAUCUUGUAUUUGAAUACAUGGACCACGACCUAAUGGGUUUGCUCGAGUCCGGCCUGGUUCAUUUCAACGAGAGCCACAUCAAGUCUUUCAUGCGACAGCUGCUGGAGGGUCUCGAUUACUGCCACAAGAAGAACUUUCUGCACAGAGACAUCAAGUGCUCCAAUAUUCUGCUCAAUAACAAAGGUCAAAUAAAGCUCGCAGACUUUGGUCUUGCUCGGCUGUACAACUCUGAAGAGAGUCGACCAUACACCAACAAAGUGAUCACACUGUGGUACCGCCCCCCGGAGCUGCUCCUGGGGGAAGAGAGGUACACGCCUGCUAUUGAUGUGUGGAGCUGCGGAUGCAUUCUCGGAGAACUUUUCACAAAGAAACCCAUCUUUCAAGCUAAUCAGGAGCUUGCCCAGCUAGAGCUUAUCAGCCGAAUAUGUGGCAGCCCCUGUCCUGCUGUCUGGCCAGAUGUAAUAAAGCUUCCCUUCUUCAACACCAUGAAACCAAAGAAACAGUACAGGAGACGCUUACGAGAGGAGUUUGCUUUCAUCCCUCCGUCUGCCUUGGAUCUGUUUGACCACAUGUUAAACCUGGACCCCAGCAAACGCUGCACAGCUGAACAAGCCUUAGGCAGCGAGUUCCUCAAGGAUGUGGACCCAGACAAGAUGCCCCCACCAGAUCUUCCACUGUGGCAGGACUGCCACGAGCUGUGGAGUAAGAAACGUCGGCGACAGAAGCAGAUGCCAGAGGAGCUGGCCGCCCCUAAGGCGCCUCGUAAAGAGCUGGGCCUUGACGACAGCCGCAGCAACACUCCCCAGGGCUUCCCUGCUCCUGGAGGUAUCAAAGCUCAGAAUGCUGCAGCUUCUGCACUGCUCGACCCAAAGGGUCCAAACUCCCAGUUGACACAGGAGCAGCUGGCCGUCCUCCUGAACUUCCUCGGCCAGCCCAAGAGCUCAGUCAACACGGCCCAGUUUGUCCAGUCCAUGAGCACAAAGGUCAACCAGGAGACGUUACAGCAGCUCUCCAAAGCCCUAGCUCCCACUGACCCAGCUGAGCCUCCUGCUCAGCCUACACCCGCCAAGCCUCCCCAGCCUGCUGCUCCUGCAGGAGUGCCGCGCACACCCCCGAUGCCCAAGCCUCCUUCACCCCCCAUGUCCGCACCGUCGGGUAUUCCAGAAGGCGAGGCUGCAGCUGCUACUCAGACAGCCAUGACGAUGCUGCUGGCUCAACUCCUCCAAGCUCAACAGGCUCAGAGGCCGGAGCCAGGUGACGGUGUAGAAGGAGGAGAGAGCACAAACCCUGCAGGAGCAGCACCAGGGGGACCUCUUCUACCUCCAGAGGUCAAACAGCCUCCAGAGCCCAGCCCAGUCUCUCCAGUGUCUGAAGUAGGUGGAGUGUCGAUCCUGCCCCCAGACCAGAGACCACCUGAACCUCCAGAACCACCUCCACAUGCUGACCUGGACUACAGGCAGCCUCCACCUGAGCCCAAGACAGGCCACGCUCCUCCCAUUGCAUCUGCGGGUGGAGGUGACGGUGGGAGACCUCCAGAACCGGACUACCCUCCCCUCCCUACCGCAGAAGGGCCUGGAUACGGGGGUGAGUACAGCCACCCACCGCCGCCACCCUUCACCCCUGCAGGGUUUGGGGACAGUUACAUGGGUCACAUGCUAGGUGGCGGCCUGCCUCCUCACACACUGAGAGAAGUGUUUAGCGGACCCGGCCAGGCCGCGGGCUCCUCGUCUGGCGCAGGGGUUCUGGCCCCAGCCCACCCAGACCCCUUCCCCCCAGGCGCCGGAGCCACUGGACCCAGCAGCAUGGUGUUCACCGGGGACAAGGACCACCGCUUUGAGUACAAUCACAGCCCCUUACCUGUGGAGGGACAGCCCAACCCCAGCGCUAUCCACCUGUACAACCACGCCAUGGCUAGAAAGGAUGGUGUACCUCCUCCCCCACCCAUCCCUGCACCGGGACAACCCUGGGGUUCCCCUUCUCAAGUCGGUGCUCCACCACUACCCCUAGGCUUUGUCCCACACGUGAACUCGACAGCAACAAUCAGAGGACGAGGACUGCCUUUCUGAAAGACUGGAAAUCUGACGUGACAAUGGACAAAAGGCUACAGGACUCUGUUUGGAGCCUGAAGCCUCUCAGGCCAGACCAGAGGGAUCUGGAGAUGCACACUCAGUUUGUAAUAACUUAAAUCUGUGUAAGGCAUUGUAUUCCUCCUCAGUCUGGAAUGUGGAGUACGUUGCAGAAGGACAGCUGAAUAACCCCCGGAGGAGCUUUUCUUGCUCAUACCAUUUUCAUAUUUUUUUGUAAUCUAUUCUGCUGUCUUUUAAAUUAAACUUUUACCUUUUUUGAGUGUACAUUUAUCAGACAGGUAAAUUUUAAAUCUCUACCUUUAGCCUGUCUGUAAUUGCUCCAGGGCAGACUAGUAUUAAUGUUUUGCACUACUGAUUGAAGUAGGCGGAAACAGUUUUAGCUACGAGAGGAAAUGGAUGAUGUGCUUUACCUGUACAAUUAGGAAUAUGAGCAGUAAUGUAGUGUCCUUUUUUUUUUUUUUUUCUUUUUCUUUUUUUUUAAUGGUGGUGAUUAUGUUGAAACGAUGACGGCUCAGUUGAUUGGGUUGAUGGCGGUAGGUAUCAGCACAGGGAGCUCUAUGAGGAAAAGGACUGUUAGUUCCAGAGAGACUGAUAGCACUUGGACAACUGCGGCAAAUCUGAUCCGACUGUAAUGGAGAAAAGGCUAUUUUCACUUUGGAUUCCACUUGCCUUUUUGCCAAUAGGUGUUGUAAAUCAUGAGCAAAACAAAACACACACACACA
Seriola dumerili (greater amberjack) is the source of this 5559-nucleotide messenger RNA. It is a transcript of the gene cdk13, whose product is annotated as cyclin dependent kinase 13. The transcript has 14 exons. Gene Ontology annotation, molecular function: cyclin-dependent protein serine/threonine kinase activity; cyclin binding; RNA polymerase II CTD heptapeptide repeat kinase activity. Bases 557 to 4816 code for a protein of 1419 amino acids. NCBI's taxonomy places the organism in Eukaryota, Metazoa, Chordata, Actinopteri, Carangiformes, Carangidae. Gene Ontology annotation, biological process: transcription elongation by RNA polymerase II; protein phosphorylation; positive regulation of transcription elongation by RNA polymerase II. Gene Ontology annotation, cellular component: cyclin/CDK positive transcription elongation factor complex; nucleus. The record is from RefSeq and is a predicted model, not a curated record.